GCCUCUCUUUUACUCUCGAUCACCUCUCCAAACCUAAUAUCAACCAAUACCCGAUUAGGUACCUCAACAACCACCAUGGACAAGCCUGUUGCCGAUCCCUCGCACCCGCCGGCCGAUGGAACAUGCUUCUUCCUAAGCCUCCCGCAAGAACUCCGCGACAUGGUCUAUGAAUACGCCAUCACUUCUCCGGAGGGCCGUGUCGUCUUGUGCCAGUACUUCGCCAAGCAAGCCCUCAAGGUGAACCAACUGCAAUAUGUUUCCAAGCAACUGCGCGCGGAAACAGUCGGCUUGACUCUAAAGUUCAACAAAGAGAUUCUUUUCAAGGGCGAUGAGACGACGUUCGGUGAUGGGAACGAGUGCGCGAUUGAGCAAUGCCUUGCCUUCCUCCAAGAGUGCAGCGAGACUAGCCUAAAGAAGCUGAAGGAUGUUGUCCUCCAUGUCGAAGGAGACGUUGAGGCGCUUCCAUACCCGCUCAUCAAAGGACCUCUUUCCCGCUUCUGCUCUGAUAAUCCACACAUCAUCAUUACGAUCCGUGUGCUUGAUUGGGAAUACGCAGCUCACAAGUUCAGGAUCUUUUUCUAUUUCGGGAUGUGGCUUGAUGGAUCGCAGUUUGCGGGAGACCUCGGACCGGCAAAUAAUCUCAAAGUGGCGCCAUUAAGUCGAUUGUUCGACGAAGAUGCGUAUCUGAAUAGUCUCAGAGACUAUUGCCGGGCCACAGGGAUUACGUGGUCUAAUCCACAGAGACAUGUGGACGAGACGAACCGAUUCUAUCCGGAGGGGGUUUCGGGCGGUAUUGUAGAUGGGGCGGACUGGUCUCAAGGAGUCCAGGCAGCAAAGUGGGUGGAUGGACGAUGGGAUUGGGCGGGAAGAGAUCCUGAUUCCUGGUCAUACGGCAAGCUUUGGUUUCGGACAGAGCAUCGACGGCAUGGAAUGAGAGCGUAG
Messenger RNA from Mytilinidion resinicola, 942 nucleotides. RefSeq lists its product as uncharacterized. Lineage: Eukaryota; Fungi; Ascomycota; Dothideomycetes; Mytilinidiales; Mytilinidiaceae. The coding region runs from base 76 to 942 and encodes 288 amino acids. The transcript has 3 exons. The record is from RefSeq and is a predicted model, not a curated record.